CUGUAACCGCGACGCGUUCUUAUACUUCAUUUCUCUUUGAUAUUCGACAUUGACAGAACAUUCACACCGCAAUCAAUUCUGAAAAAUGCUGAUCGGACUCUGCGGAGGCAUAUGUGCCGGCAAACGGACAGUUGCCAACUACCUCGUCCAACAUCACGGAUUCACACAUCUUUACCUGCGACAAGACACAGAAAAUGCGGAUAUCCUGAAAGCACUAACUAUCAACGGACAUACCAAGCAAAACUCUGAUGUAUCUUCGAGAACCCUACCAGAUCAGCCGACAGCAAUUGAGGACCAAAGCACAUUUCGAAAUUCGGAAGAGCUGCUAGACUUUGUAACAAAGCGAUGGCGUGAACGAUGGGUCACAACUGAUAUCCACACCGAAUCAAUUCUCGACAAGCUUCUGCGGCGGCCGUUCUUCAUCCUGGUCAGCAUUGAUGCCCCGGUCAGUAUCAGAUGGAAACGUUUCCAAGAACGACUACAACGGACACAUUCCUCGUCUGAAAGUCUCACUCUUGAAGAAUUCCUCCUCAAAUCCGACGAACAUCUGUACAAUCCAAACUCGGGCCUAUUACCUCUAAUUUCUCGGGCUACCGUUCGGCUGCUCAAUACUUCUUCAGAUCUUGCACAUCUGUAUGCGACGUUGGGCAAAUUGGACUUGACGAAUGAAGAUAGGCUACGACCGAGCUGGGACCAAUACUUUAUGCAACUGGCAUCGCUUGCGGCACACAGAAGUAACUGCAUGAAGCGAAGGGUGGGUUGUGUGCUUGUCCGGGAGAAGCGUGUGAUCAGCACUGGAUACAAUGGAACACCACGAGGGCUGAAGAAUUGCGGAGAGGGUGGUUGUCCAAGAUGCAACGAAGGCCAAGGAUCUGGCGUUGGACUCGGCACAUGUCUGUGUAUUCAUGCCGAAGAGAAUGCUCUUUUAGAGGCUGGCCGCGAGCGGAUCAGAGAGGGUGCGAUUCUGUACUGUGAUACCUGUCCCUGCUUGACGUGCAGUAUCAAAAUCGCCCAAGUAGGGAUCAGUGAGGUAGUCUAUAGCCAAGGUUAUAGCAUGGAUACUGAGACUGCUGCUGUGUUCAAGGAAGCGGGCGUUCACCUCCGGCAAUUCGUCCCUCCGCCAAAUGGCAUGAUCCAUCUAGAGAAGCAAAGCUUGUAUUAGUCAGCACACACAAUGAUACCCAUGAAGGUCUUCAGCCUCAGAUCCCGUAUUCCAAGUGUCAAUGGACCGUUGUCUUGUUCGCAUAAGAUCACGUAUUC
Messenger RNA from Mollisia scopiformis, 1260 nucleotides. RefSeq lists its product as uncharacterized. The transcript is spliced from 3 exons. The record is from RefSeq and is a predicted model, not a curated record. The coding region runs from base 86 to 1162 and encodes 358 amino acids. Gene Ontology annotation, molecular function: hydrolase activity; zinc ion binding. NCBI's taxonomy places the organism in Eukaryota, Fungi, Ascomycota, Leotiomycetes, Helotiales, Mollisiaceae.